This is a messenger RNA of Closterium sp. NIES-65, 5916 nucleotides long. The record is from the annotation of a GenBank genome assembly. NCBI's taxonomy places the organism in Eukaryota, Viridiplantae, Streptophyta, Zygnematophyceae, Desmidiales, Closteriaceae.
AUGGCCCCUCUACGGCCCCGCUUCGACCCCGCUACGGCCCCGCUUAGGCCCCGCUACAGCCCCGCUACGGCCACCUGUGGCCCCGUCGCCCACUUCGGCCCCAUCGCCACGUGCGGCCCCGCCCACUACGGCCCCGACGCCCACUACGGCCCUGCCCACCCUUGCUGCCUGCCUACUACUGUUAUGGCUUCCCCUAGCGUUCUCACCUUUGACGCAGAGGGUCGGGCAGUGGACUUUGACGUCUGGGUAGAUGAUCUGCAGAUUUUUCUGCAGUGCGAUAGGGCAGACGGCCUCUCCCUGUUUGACCUCACUUCUGGUGCCUCCCCUGCCCCUGCUGCUGAUGCUGACGCCACUGUUCGCUCACAGUGGGCCACACGUGAUGCUGCUGCUCGCCUUGCUGUGCGCCGCCACUUACCGACCACUGAGCGUGCACACUUUAGCCAGUACAAGAGUGCUCGGACCUUGUGCGACACUGUAGUUGCACACUACUCUUCCCCUGCCACUUCUGCAGUGAGCCGCCUCAUGCUACCGUACCUCUUCCCAGACCUUGCUGCCUUUCCCACUAUCGCUGACCUCAUUACGCACCUCCGCACUAGUGACACUCACUACCGCGCUGCGCUUCCUGCUGAGUUCUGCGCCAAGAACCCCCCCCCCACCAUGUACAUCACCCUCUACUACAUAGUCACCCAGCUCCCUAACUCACUUCGGGUAGUCAGGGACCACUUCCUCGCUGUUUGCCCCACCACUCUCACCGUUGACCUCCUCGAGAAGGCCCUCCUAGCGAUAGAGAAGAGCAUAGUCGCUGUAGGAGCCUCUCGUGGUGACCCUCGCACCCCCGUCUUUGAGGGGUGUUCUCCCUCCCCCCUCUUGCCCUCUGUUGCCUCUGCUGCUGCGGCCGACCUCGUUGGUUUUGAGUCGGUCGGCGCUGCGUCUGCCCCGAGCGAGAGACGCCGCACCGGCAAGGGCAAGGGGGGCAAGGGCACUAGAGGGGCUGGAGGGGGCGGUGGAGGUGGUGGUGGAGGCGGUGAAGGGAGUGGGGGUGGUGGUGGGAGUGGUGGCGGGGGUGGCGGCAGCGGCGGCAGCACUGGAGGCGGCGGAGGCAGUGGAGGUGGCGGAGGGAGUGGAGGCGGCGGAGGUAGUGGAGGAGGCGGAGGUGGAGGAGGCGGCGGUGGUGGAGCGAGUCACGACUCUGCGCAGAGGAGUGGCGCCGGUGGUGGUCAGCGCCAGCAGCUCCACCGGAGUGGAGUCACCCUGUCCCCUCAGCAGUUUCGUGAGUGGUACACUUCACGCCAGCGCGGUGGGGGUUUUGGUCCCUGCUCUUACGUUCUCCGUAUCGGCGACCGCACUGGUGAGCAGUGCGGAGGUCCGCACUCCACCAAGCGCUGCUUUGGUCGCCUGAUGGACGCGUGGCGUUGCCACUUCCCUGAGGCGUCAGAGAUCCCUCGCUGGGGAGAUCUGGCUAAGGCCGGGGUUGCUAUCUUUGAUCUUGACUUUGAUGCUUUUCUUGCUACCAUGUAUGCUGUUGCAGAUAGUCUUGAGGGUGCCAAUUACCGGUGUGUACCGCCUGACCCGGGCAUUGAGGCUGCUGCGCUAGGUGCUGGUGAGGCUGCUGAUCUAGGUGCUAGUGCGUUUGCUGCCCCAGGUACCAGUGCAUCUGCCACCCCAGACCGCACCACUCUUACGCCGCUUAGUCGGCCGGUUGCAGUCUCCCUGGCAGACCCCUCUGAGGGUUCUGUCCUUGCUAGCUUCUCCACUGUCCUUCCGUGCCCUGCAGCCCCCUCUGGCACCCUGUCUGGUCUCUACCUCCCCUCGUUCUCUACGAAAUUGGUGAGUGGAGCGGACCUACAAGAUCGAGGGGUUGACCAGUUCACUGCUGCGAGUCAGCGAGUGACCCACUACACGUGUUCUCGGACAGGCCGACACUUGGCCACGUUCACCCGUCGGCCAGGGUCGAGCCUGUACUCCCUUACUGCUGAGUCUCCUCCUACUUCUGAGUCUACCCAGGUAGCUGCCUCGAGUCAGGUGUUUGCUGUGGCGUGCAAGUCUGGUCUUGAGUCUGCCCCGUGCUCGUGUUGUCUGCUGUCCCACCAGACUCUCCUUUGGCACCACCGCCUUGGUCACCCCUCCUUGCCUCGUCUCCGAGGCAUGGCCUCCCGUGUCCUUGUCUCUGGUCUUCCUCGGUCUCUCCCUCCCCUUCCUCCGGGGCCUGGCCCUACCUGGGUCCCCUGCGUCGAGGGGCGACAGCGCGCCGCCCCUCACUCCUCCGAGUUUCCUCCGACAAAGGUUCCACUGCUGACUCUCCACAUGGACGUGUGGGGCCCAGCCCGCGUCAGUGGGCAGGAGAGAGAGCGGUACUUUCUACUGGUCGUUGACGACUACUCGCGUUACACCACAGUCUUCCCCUUACACAGCAAAGGUGACGUCACUAAGGUGUUGAUCGACUGGAUCCGCGCAGCUCGUCUCCUGCUUAGAGAGAGUUUCGGCUCGGACUUUCCUGUUCUGCGUCUGCACUCGUACAGAGGCGGGGAGUUUUCCUCUGCCCGUCUGGGAGCCUUCUGUCGUGCACAAGGCAUCCGCCAGACCUUCACGCUUCUGGCCUCUCCACAGCAAAAUGGGAUUGCUGAGCGCCGCAUUGGCAUGGUCAUGGACGUCGCUCGUACAUCGAUGAUGCAUGCGGCUACCCCCCAUUUUCUGUGGCCAUUUGCGGUUCAGUACGCCGCGCAUCAGCUCAACCUUCAGCCCCGAGUCUCCUUGCCAGAGACCUCCCCCGCCUUGCGGUGGACAGGGAAGGUUGGCGAUGCGUCUGCGUUUCGGGUCUGGGGAUCUCGGGCGUUUGUCCGCGACUUGUCUGCGGACAAGCUGUCCCCCCGUGUUGUUCCUUGUGGCUUCCUUGGCUUCCCCACGAAGCGUCGUGUUCUGUCCUCCCAGGACGUCACCUUUGACGAGUCGGUGCCUUACUACCGUCUCUUCCCCUACCGCACUGCGCCCUUCCCCCCGCUGCCGCUCUUCCUUGCGCCACGUGCUACCCAGGUAGACCCCCUCCCCCCUCAGGGUCCUGCCCCGUCAGGUGUGUCCCAAGUAGACGCAGUCGAGCCUGUCGAGGUAGCUGUUGACUCUGGUGCUGCUAGAGGUGCUGAGCCUGCGGGUGCCGGGUCUGGGGGUGCUAGGUCUGGGGGUGCUGAGUCUGGGGGUGCUGAGCUUGGGGGUGCUGAGCCUGGGGGUACUGAAUCUGGGGGUGCGGAGCCUGGGGGUGCUUGGUCUGCUCAUGUGGCCGCCGGCGGUGCUUCAUCGAGGCGGGAGCCGCUCUCUCCACAGGAGUUGCGCGAGUGGUUCGCCCGCCGGUGGCGACGUGCUGCUGAGUCUGGGGGUGCUGCUGGAGGUACUGGUGCUACUGGAGGUGGAGCUGCUGGGGGUGUUGGCGCUGGUGUUUCUACUGGUGUUGGUGCGUCCAGGGGUGCUGCUGAGGCUGCUGGUGCUGGCGGUUCUACUGGAGUUGGUGCUGCUGGAGCUGGAGCUGCUGCGGCUGUUGGCGCUGGUGGUGUUGCUGGCGCUGGUGCUUCUGAGGGUCCUAGAGCUGGAGCUGUUGGAGCUGGAGGUGCUUCUGGCGCUGGUGCUGCCGCUGGGGGUACUGGUGCCGUCCUUGCUGGUUCUGGAGGCGCUGAGCGGCCGAGGCCGUACUUCGUUCCGCUCCUGGAGCAGAUUCUUGGUCUCACGCCCUCUCCUGGUCCUACUCCUCCCUUAGAGUGUCCACAGCCUGUCCAGUCGCAGUCACAGUUACAGCCCGCCUCCCCUCUACCUGCUCCUUCUCUUUACACUGGUCCUGCUGGAGGUCUUGCUGAGCGUCGUGAGCCUGCGUCGCCUAUUCGUGUUGCUCGCACUAGUCGUCGUGUUGCGCGUCCGCGUCCUCCUGCGGUCCCCGGCACACACCAGAUGGCACUGCGUCCUUCCUUUGCUCCUCUGCAUGUCCCUUCGUCGUCUCCUCCAGAGUCCUCUCUUCCUUUUCUUGCUGACCCAGAGUCUGACUCCCUUCGUGCUGCUAGUCCUUCAGUCACGCGCCUUCUUGCGACUGUUGUCACUGACCCUUCCGUUGAGUCCACUGCUGUGUGUGCCCUAGUUGCUGAGCUUGUCGACUUCGCUGCUUGCUAUCGUCUAGACUACGCUGCCAGUCUCGUUGUUGAGUCUGAGUUUGUCUGUCCUCCGUCUGUCGGGGGUGAGUGUGCUCUUAGCGCGGACGUCCUUGAGGACAAGCAGGAGGAGUUCCAGUGCUUUGCGGCUGCUUUGCCCCAUCUCGUGUCCACGGUGAUUGUUUCUGAGGGAGACCCGGAUGCAACAGACAUCCCGACUCCUCAAUCCUACGCUGAGGCGAUCGAGGGUCCCUACUCCUCUCAAUGGCAGUCGGCCAUGGACGCAGAGAUGGCUUCCUGGAAGUCCACACGCACCUACGUCGACGAGGUUCCCCCACCUGGGGCGAACAUCGUCAGUGGCAUGUGGAUUUUCAGGGUGAAGGGGCCGCUUGGCUCUCCGCCUGUCUUCGAGGCGCGUUACGUGGCUCGUGGCUUUAGUCAGCGGCAGGGAGUUGACUACUUUCAGACCUUCUCUCCCACCCCGAAGAUGGCCACUCUUCGGGUACUGCUGCACAUAGCCGCUCAACAUGACUACGAGCUUCGCUCUCUUGACUUCAGCACAGCUUUCCUGCAGGGGAGCCUGCACGAGGAGAUCUGGCUGCGCCGCCCUCCUGGUUUCACUGGGUCGUUUCCUCCUGGUACCCAGUGGAGCCUUCGGCGGCCGGUCUACAGUCUCCGCCAGGCGCCCCGUGAGUGGCACGACACACUGAGGGCUACACUUACGGCUCUUGGGUUUGCUCCUUCUACAGCCGACCCGUCGCUGUUUCUGCACACCGACACUUCUUUGCCGCCGUUCUACAUCCUCGUGUACGUUGACGACUUGGUCUUUGCCACUGCUAACACUGCUGGACUCGCCCACGUGAAGUCAGAGUUGCAGAUGAGACACACGUGCACAGACCUAGGUGAACUGCGUAGCUACCUUGGCUUGCAGAUCACCCGGGAGAGAGCACGCCACACCAUUACCCUGACUCAGUCACACAUGGUGCAGCAGGUCCUUCAGCGCUUCGGCUUCACGUACUCCUCGCCUCAUGCCACUCCUCUGUCUACUCGCCACUCGCUCUCAGCUCUGCCUUCGGAUGAGUUCGUAGAGUCGAGUGGCCCGUACUUAGAGCUUGUUGGCUGGCUCAUGUACUUGAUGACCUGCACACGACCUGACCUUGCAUACCCUCUUAGCAUCUUGGCACGCUAUGUUGCUCCUGGCAGACACCGACCAGAGCACAUGGCUGCAGCGAAGAGGGUGUUGUGCUACUUGUGCAGUACGUCAGGCAUGGGGCUAGUGCUUGGAGGGCGACGUCGAGGAGUCUUCACAGGUCACGCUGAUGCUUCUUGGGCUAACCAUAAGGCUACGCAGCGGUCGUCACAGGGUUACACCUUCAGCCUUGGCUCGGGCUCUGUUUCCUGGCGGUCUACCCGCUCGUCCUCUGUUCUCGGCUCCAGCUAUGAGGCUGAGAUCUAUGCAGGGGCCAUGGCUGCACAAGAGCUACGCUGGCUCACCUACCUGCUGACUGACCUAGGAGAGCCGCCUCGUUCUCCUCCAGUUCUGUACGUAGACAACAAGGCCAUGCUGGCCUUGUGUCGGGAGCACAAACUGGAGCACAGAACGAAGCACAUUGCUCUCCGCUACUUCCUGGCUCGUGAGCUGCAGCAGCGUGGUCAGCUCUGCCUCACCUACGUGGCCUCUGAGGCCAACACUGCUGAUAUCUUCACCAAGGCGCUUGCGCCUUGUGAUCAUCAGCGCUUCUGUACUGUGCUAGGUCUUGUGCCUACCUGGCCUCACUUGCUCACUUCUUGA